AUGGAAGAAUCUCCUCAAUCAGAUCAUGAAAUACAUCCACCUCAGGCACAUACUGGAAAUGAAGGAUACCAAAAUGAUGUCUUCCUGCAGUUACAAGAGGUCAUUUCUUCUCUGGAGACAUGUGUAUUGUCCUGGAGGAAUCCAUCAAGAGAAAAGUCAAUGGAUGAAAGAGAAACAACUCCCCUGAAUGUACCUUUUAGUACUGGUGACUCUUCCUCUGCAGUCAUAGAGGAAUUAAAUGAGAUAACCUCUGGUACAUUUCUGAAUGAGGACACCAGCAUGCUGAAGUCAGAAAUCCAACGUUAUAAGGAGGAUAAUGCUGUCCUAAGAGGCAAACUUGGGCUCACAGACAGGGAACUGGAUAGGUCAAGAGCCACACUCACAUUGUUCAAGGAAGAAAAGGAGAUGCUGCAUAUAAAGUUAAAGAGGUUAGAAGACAUUCUUCAGGAUGAUGAGCUGACCCCUCCGAUCUCACCAUCUACCAGUCCCUGCUCUGAAGAAGGGUAUAAUGUGACUUCUGGAUCUGAGUCACACAUUCAGUUAAAGCCUUGUCAGGGCCCUGUGACAGUCCUGCACGGUGUCAUACAGUAUGUUCAGAGCCUCCCUGGAUCCCAGUCUUCACUGACUAGUAAUUCUGAUAUCCAUCCAAGUAGCCUGGAAACUGAAAUGAGACGUUUAAAAGGGUACCUUGACAAUGUAAAAGAACUGAAUGACCAGCUCAGUGUGACCCUAGAAGAGUGUAAGACUGAUUCAGAAAAACUCAGUAUGCAUCUUGGAAAACUGGAAUCCACAUGCACAGCUUUGAGACUUGCCCUGCAAGCCAGUGAGAGAUGCCUAAAGACAUACAGUUUAUUAUUGGCUCUUGCUGAAGCAAAGGGGGAAAUUCUACUGAGCCAAGUGACUUCAGGAGAUCUCCUAAAUUCAGGUUGGAACCUGCUACCAAAAGAUUUGGAAAUAAAAACUAAACUGUUCAUGAUGGAGGUAAGGAAGAGUUUCCGGAGAGAAGGUCUUAAUGUAGAAUUGGAAAAAACAAGCACAGAGGACAAAGCAAUAUACAGACCUUAUGCUCCUUGGCUUAGUGAAGAUGAUGAACAUUUGCUAAAAGACUAUAUCCAGUCUCUUAAGUGGGAUCUGUCAUCCGUUACUGUGUUGGAACAUCUGGCCAUUGACACUGCACAUAGAAGGGAGGUUGAUCACUGUGCAGACAUUAUCAAGGCUAAGGUUGAUGAUGCCAUCAAGGUCUCAGUGGAAGAUUCACCACACUUACCAGAAAAACCUGCCAGAGCACAGAUAUUGCAGGAACUGAUGGAUACUAAGAAGGGGCUAUCUGAGCUGAAGGCCUGCCUUCAGUUACUACAGACAGAGAAGCGAGCCUUGGAACUGCAGUGUUUAACCCAGCAAGAACAGGAGAAAGCCUAUAUGCUCAUUAGAGACCAUCUGCAGGCGGAGCAGAGUGAAUGGAUAAACAGAAAAAAGGAUUCUGCUCAUAACAGGAAGGAAGAACAGAAGAAGCACACAGGUCGUGGAAGAAUUUUGCAAUAUCAAAGCAAGAAAUUGCCAUCUUCACCUGUUAUACAACAGCUACUAGAGUCAUUAAAACAAAACAGUGGAAUAAAAGAACGAGUUGAAAAUCUGAUGUCAGAACUGGACAAUUUAGCCGGUAAAGUCCAUGGUCAGAAUAUGCAGUCUGCACAGACAAUCAAAGACUUCUUUAACGCUCACAGAAAUCUUUUCCUCACAUACAAGAAUGCAUGCAGGAAAUACCAGGAGCAGCAGCACAGGCUGGAAUCUCAGGUUGCACUGAUAUCACAGCAUCAAUGUCAACAGAUACAGAAUAUGAUGGAAAACAUCCAGAGUCUACAGAAAGAAGAAAGCAGAGAGGGAUACAGGAGAAACAUCAUUAUA
Staurois parvus is the source of this 1905-nucleotide messenger RNA. NCBI's taxonomy places the organism in Eukaryota, Metazoa, Chordata, Amphibia, Anura, Ranidae. The record is from the annotation of a GenBank genome assembly.